Dibothriocephalus latus is the source of this 1155-nucleotide messenger RNA. The record is from the annotation of a GenBank genome assembly. NCBI's taxonomy places the organism in Eukaryota, Metazoa, Platyhelminthes, Cestoda, Diphyllobothriidea, Diphyllobothriidae.
AUGGCACCAAAGAACAAGAAAGACGCCAGAAAAGGCGGUUCAGCCGCUACCGGCGUCUUAAAAGGAGAUGAGGUGCCCCCAACGGCAGUUAUAAUUGCUGAAGACAUUGCCAGUCGCUUUGAGCCGCUCACUUCCCAUGUUCCGCAUUGUCUGCUUCCUCUGGCGAACGUACCUCUCCUCCACUUCCCUCUCAGUCGACUCAUUUGCGAUGGCUUCCUAAAUAUAAUCAUUUAUGCCUGUCGGCAUGCUGAUCAGAUCAGUGCCUUUGUGGAAGCCAACAAUUAUGCCAAGCGCGUGCCAAAGCUCUCUGUAAGUGUCUUCAAUGGAGCUAGCAGCCGAUGCAUGGGAGAUGUGAUGCGGGACCUGGAAGUAAAUCAGUUGCUUCGUGGUGUAGAGGAGUUUGUUGUCGUUCCCGCGGAUCUCGUUUGCGAUGUCAAUCUGGGUGCCCUAUUGGCGCGUUUCAAGGCACUUCGUAGCUCUGAAAUGUAUACCACUGUAAUGAACCUCGUACUCGCUGAUCUGCCUCAAUUCGCGCCCCCAGACACAGAGCGCCUCCAGGUGGUCUACUCCAUGCCUGGCCGAAAACUGGUCCAAUUUGUUCGCCACGAUCGGGAUGUACCAAUUACCUGUAGUGGUGACCUCUUUCGGCCAUCGAUGAAGGCCAAAUCUUUUGAGAUCCGAUCGCGCCUACUGGAUCCUAAAAUUCUGCUCUGUAGCGGUCACGUACCGCCCCUCUUUCAGGACAAUUUCGAUUACGACUCUAUGGAUGAUUUCGUGCAGGGGGUGUUGACCAACGAAGAGAUUAUGAACUACACCAUCCUUCUAGACUUCAUUCGCCCUGACAAGGUCGUCCUUCCUGCUGCCCCAAAUCUCACCCACCUCCUUGAUAUUACACCCCGUCUUCUCACUCGCCUGGGCAGUGCCAUAAUACAGCCACCGGGUUAUCUACGCACAGAUUCGCUAGCUCGCUUGUCCGAAGGCUUGCUCAGCCACUUCACGAAGGUUUGUCACCCACCAGUUGCCAUCUCCCCCUCCUGCUACGUCUCUCGGUCCGCUCGAAUCCAUCCAACGGCCCGGCUGAUUGGUGCCUGCGCCAUCGGUGAAAACUGUCAAGUGGAGGAGAAUGUCUGCCUGAUUAAUACCUGUCUCGGAGAA